AGAAAACCGUAUCUUGGCAAAACUUCCCAAGAUGGCAGCUUUCGUUGAGCUUCUUCAAACUUUCGGAAAAUUUUAGUUUGAUUUGAAAACUAAAUUUUUCGAAGAGGCUAACUUUUAAGUUCAGAUUCGUCGUUUCUGUAUUUCGAAAAGAUGGCUGAUGAUCCGGGUCACAAGGUGAUGCUGUACUUCCUGGAAACGCUGAUGUACAGCACGGUGCCCCUGACCAUCAGUCAACUCGCAGGGCGCUUUGGCAGCCGCAAUUUUACGCCAGAAAUGCGACAAGCUGCUGGGGGUAAUGAAUCUGGGCUGAAAAAGUUUCUGUUGAAGUAUCCAUCCCUGUUUACUGUCAACGGAAACCUUGUAAGCUUGAACGAUGGCACUGCCUCUCUUGGGGGUAAUUUUCGAGAAAGUAGUCCGGCAUCAUCUUCCGGCCAGAGUCUUCCUGACGUCUCAAUUGAAACCGAGGCUGUUCAGUACUUUCGAAGCAAGAUGAUGCGGAAAGGAGAGACCAUGAUGCCAGUCGCUAGUCUGGCUGGCCACCUUUCUCAAGCGUCUGUGGAAAUAAGAGAAUGUGUUGGGCCACAGAACAAGUUCACAGAAUGGAUACUGAAGCAUCCUCUCAUCUUUGAUGUGAAGGAUGAUAUUGUUAGUCUCAAGGACAAUGUUACAUACAGUGCUGUGAACCCUAAUGCUGAGCCUAUAGAAGAUCUGAAGUUGACAUCAUCAAUCGGAGCUCUUGAUCCUUUGGUUCUGCCUUCUCAACACACUCCCAGAUUGAAACGGCGACCAAAAUCAUUGGAUGUUGCAGAGAUGAAACCACCGACUGCUUCGCCCAAAACACCAACAACAGGGUCAAAACCUGGUCCUGUAACUAUGACAGCCAAUGAGUACAAAGCUGUUAUGUUUAUUAAAGGAAUAAUUGAGAAGAAAGGUGACAUGAAGAUCAACAGUCUUUCUGGUAACUUCAACCAAGCACCAGAAAGUCUACGCAAUACAAUUGGCUGGGGAAAGCAAGAACUGGAAAAGUUCAUCCGUACCCAUUCCAACAUCUUCACGAUUUCAGAGGAUGGAAUGGUUUCAGUCAUCAAGAAUACUCGACUAAAUGUAAUCAUCACGGGUAGCAGACCUCAAGUCCAAGCCAAACCUACAGUCACUAGUAGGAAAGGAAAGGUCUACCACGUUGCCAAACUUUGGGGUAUCAUUGACCUUGGCAAACAUGAACAUGUUUUUAUAGAUCGGACAAUAUUUGGCAAGCACAUUGAUGAUCUUAAUAAACUGCUGAGGAUUGGUGAAACCGUCUGCUUUGAUGCAAUACCUGCAUCCAAAGGAAGCAGAGCACGCUGGCGGGCUACGAAAGUGUGGAAGGAACAUGAAUCUAUAGAAGACCUUAUUGAAAAGGUUGCCGCCAAGCUUGACUUGCAGCUUGAUGGCACACCCAAAGAUGUAGUUACUCCAGUUAGCAAUAUUGAGGAAGAAAUGCGAAAGGCUAUUCCUGAUAUGAACGACAGUACUGAAGUCACAACACCAUUAACAAUAGGUGGAAUUAAAUAUGCAUUUUCUGAUGCAGCUCCUAGCGGUGCUGGAGUCAUACCUGUGUGGAAUUUCAAACCAAAUGAAGUUGAUGGGUUGAAAGGUGUUGAGGAAAUUUACUUCAGUGACGAGGAGGAAGAAAGCCCACAGUUGACAAUGGUUGCCGAGCGAUAUUACAUGAACAAGUCAGUGGUCAGUGACAGCCCCAGAGAAGUCCCUGAAAAGAAAGAAGAAAAAAUGACAAAUGGCACAGAAAAAGGGGAGAGUCCACGACACAAAACACAGGUGCCUGAGAAGAAAACAGCUGAAAUUGCAUGCCAGACAAUAGUCACUGGCGACAUUUUGGCAACUCAGCUGUACCAUGAAAAUAUUUGAACAUUUUUUUAGUUUCGACAAUCUUUCGUGAUAUUUUUUAAAGAAAUGUGUAAGAUUUCGCACACUUGUAAAAUCAAGGUGAAAUAUCAUGAUGCAGUGGCACUUUGUAACAUUCAAAUUUUGUGUGCAAUUUUUCACUGGAAUUUGUUUUUUGAUCUGUAGAUUUUUGCUUGAGUUGACAUUUUUUGACUGAAAUUGUUCAUCAGCUUGUGCCCCCUCCACUUUACAAGGAACUCCAUCACAGUGUAAGGGUCUUCCUUGCAAAGUAUUAUAAAAAUACAUUUAAAAAAUGCAAUGAUGCUUAUACUCUACUUUGUCCAAGUGUUGUUGCAAGGCAUGUUAAUUAAAGUGACAUUUUUUGAAGUGAUAUGAUAUGAUGCCCUUUAAUGAAAUAGUCUGAAUGAAUGGCGACAUUGACACUAUAUCAUAAGAUGGCUCUUAUUGUCACUAAAUUAUAUACACCUUGGACAUGUUCGAAGUAAUGAUUGGGACAUACAUGGAUAAUCGGAUAUUUGUACUGAAACAAAAUAUUAUCUCGAAUAAUGGUAGCUCAAGGAAGUACAAACUAUUGUAGUAUUUCUUUUGGAAUGUGUACUUUUAAAUCCAAAGGACCACGGUUCUGUUUGGUGAAUUCAAACCCAGGUUGAUUUUUUAAAUACCUUGAGUAUUUUUGCUGUAAAAUAUGAACUGUAAAAAGACUGACUAAACCUUUAUACAUAUUUGUGAUGAUUUGUAUCCACACUAAUGUAUUGUUAAGUAAUGUAAUCUAUAUUUGAAGGAAAGGUGUAUAUGCAUUAUUAGAAUUUUUAGAUUUAUGUCCAAUAAUCAUUACUUUUGUUUGUUUGUACUUGUAAACACAAAAUGAGUUUUCCCGAUAAAGGGAGGUCAUUAACCCAUUAUUGUACAAAAUGCAAAAGCAUGUAAAAUACAACCAUGUUAAAAAACAUGAAGUGAGAGUUAUUCUCAUCUGUUUAUCCAAGUAAACUAACUUAUUAUGACACAUCUUUAGACCAUGUUUAUGUUGACAAGUUACACCAAUUGAUCAGAUCUUAACAUUAUUUAUCAGGUUUAAAUCAGCAUGAUACAAAUUGCAAAAGCAACUCUUGUCUUUCUUUAUGGUGUAUGUCAUUAUAUUUUGGUUUGUAAUAAGAUGUCAGUAUCGAUUUGUUUUGUUACAGAAUCUUUUAUGAUUUGGAUUUGGAAGAGAGUUCUGUAAAUCAUGCCAACCUUAAACUAGGGGGUGCAAUAUUUAUGCCAGAAAAGCCCUAAUGAUUCAGUGAUUCAUAAUGAUUCAUAAUGAUUCAAAAUGUCUGCUUUGUUAAUGUUUUUUUUAUGUAUUUUAGACAUUUUAGACAUUUUAAACAGUGGGAAUCAUCUUUUUUCUAUAUUAUAUAGAUCUUCUUGUAAGUGUCACAAGAGUCAGUGGUAAAUGUCCAUCAGCUGACAUAAAUAUGCUGAUCAAGAUGGCUUUGAAAUCUAAAUUGCUCACACUUUCCAAAUAUAUUUCUUGAAGAAAGUGACUUAAGAAGUUAUAUCAUCGGAGGAAACAUGGAAAUAAGUGUUCGUCCAAAUGGCCAAAUAUUGCUCCCCUGAAAGAUUUCUAUACUCAUAAGUGCCAAAUAUUGUGAUCUGCAAGGCCAGUAUUUCUUUAUUGAUUGGAUUAUGGUUAGUAUCAUUAGUAUCACCACUCACAUAAACAAGUCCAUCAAAAUUGCAGGCAUUUGAACACAGUUUUUCACUUUAUUCCCCAUACUAUGAUUAACUUCAUCUGAUUAUUUGUACAUGAACAUUCUUAAACCUUUUGUUGGCAUAAUCCAAUUAAUGAAUAAUGUUGGCUCUGUUGUUUGUUUGACAGAUCAUGCAACCAAGGCUGUUAGCUAUGACUACUAUGCUUAAACCACAGCUGUUAUUUUUUUUACAAAACAUGGGAAUGUAUUUUGAUAGAUUAUUUAAUCAGGCUAUUUUCAUCACUCUGAAAAUGAAUCUUAAUUUAGAAGCUGAGUUGGAUUCAGUAUUUUGAAGUGACUUGGCCGGAUGUGCUGUAAAUAUGUAAAGUGUCUAAAAGGUGGGGUUAGUGGAGUGCACCCUGCACCCCUCUUGGAUCCACCAGUGUAGAAAGUAUCAACAUUUGGUACUAAAUGGUUAGUGAGUUGGACAGAUAUGUUGAUCAAGUGGGGAUAUGGCUAUGUUCACUUAAACCAUCCACAGGUCAAAAUACGUCUUCCUUGUUUGGGUAGUUUUGCAAGUGGAAACAGAUAUGAAAUACAUUUCCAUGUUGAAUAUAACAUGCAGUUUUGUUCAAGUUGUUUUCAUAUUGCUUUCCUAAAAACUGAUUUGCUAAUUUAUCAAAAAAAGGAAUACUUGUCAUGAAAGGAAAUGAAGUGCAACUUGAACAUUUUUAUUCAGUUUCCUCACAUUUCGACCACAUUUCGAUAAGGGUGCUUAGUUUUUUUUGUGAAGGAACUUUAUUAGUUUUGCUUGGGCUAUCUACCUCAUUAACUAUGUUUUGGACGUGUUUUGCUUUCAAUUUAUGCAUUACUUUUGCCAGUGAAUUUCAGGAGAGAUCUUGUUGUGAUCACAUCCAGCUCAUACACCGGUAAUGGCAUUUAGAUAGAGACUUCAGAUUUUUUAUGGAUGGCAGUCUUUAGAUUUCCAGGGAUUAUUCCAGGGUUUCAAAGUAAGUGCUCUUGGCAGGCAAUUUUGGAAAAAAAAGUUGCUCCAUGAAAUACUCGUCACCUGUAGAAAGCAAUAAGAUUAAUUUUUACUAUAUGACAUGAAUUGGGAAAUUGGAAUAUUUAUUGACAUUUGCCUCUGAGAAUGUCUAGAUAAACCCCUGAUUUCAGCUGGUUAUCAAUAGUGUUAAGGCCAUCCUCUAAAUAUGUUGGUUUGCUCAUAAGCAAUUUGCAGUGCAGGGUUUGUAGGUAAGCAUAGUGUGAAGCCCUUUGUUUUGUCCCCCAUACUAGAAACAGCCUACCGGUAUGUAAAAGACCAUGGUUGAUGUAGGCACUAUUUGGUAAGAUAGUUGGUUUGGCCAUCAGAAUACCAGAACAGGAAGAACAUGAGAUCAGAAGAAAAGUUACCUCUUACAACAGGUUGCGUAAAUGAACCCUAAUAAUUUUUCUUGGUCUUCCUAAGAGAUCAAUGGCUUUUGGACAAUAUGUUGUAAACUUCUAAAGUACAAGAUGCCAUUCAAGACAACAUUGGUAAUCAUGUUGUAUUUUCUUGAUAAAUAAUAUUUUUGUGAAAUAUGAAAUAUUUAAUUUGGUUCUAACAACAGAAAAUAUGGAGGAAAUUGUUUACUUUAACACUAUAAAUGUUUAUCAGAAUCAGCAUGAAAAUCUUCAUUUGUGCUCUACCAAUGCAAUCAGAUACAUGUAAAGUUGUGCAAUUUGGCCAGGUUGCUUUCAGUGCCACUUACAACUGACUGCUUGCAUUUUGUGCCUUCAUAUUCUGAAAUGGUUGAUGUUUUAGUCAAUCUCAUUAAAAUCAGAUCUCAGUUCUCACUUCCGCUUAUCAAACUUUUGUUUAUCAGUAGCGAGAACUAAGAUCUUGUUUUAAUGAAAUUGUGUUUUGAUUUGAUACCAUUAGAUUUUCAUAAACAGUGAAUUCUUGUAACAUUGGAUUUGUAAUGUCAUGUUGGUAAAGAGAAUUUUCUAGGAAAGAAAAAUGGCUUGUUAAAAAAUACAUCACAAAAUCCAUGUUGCUUUUUUAUAUUUCAGAAUGUCCAAAUUGGUUAUUGUUUCAUCUUGCAUCUGCUUCACAACAGUAUUGUCUGCAUGUGGGGAAUAUUAUUUUAAUAAAUAUACCAUAUUUUUGUACAAAUAUGUAACUAUGCUAAGCACAGGUAUAAUGCUGACAGUUACCCAAUAUGUUUGCUAACAGAAUGUUACCUUAGGCGUGUUAUAUGCAUAAUACUUUGUAAAGUGUUCAGGUAAUAUAUUGGUAUUGUACUGUGAAUUACUGGUCUUGUUGUGUUGAAUGCAUGGGAGAAAUAAUUUUUUUGGCUCAGUUGGUCCAUAGUUGGUUGAUGCCUGGAUGUAAAGAGAAUUAAAAGUUCCUGACUACACAGCUCUAAAACUUAGUGUCUUUCAGUCAGUGACUUUUCACAUGUAUAUUUAUCGGUCAACUUUAAGUUAAAAUGGAGUAUGUUAUGUACAUUGUCUUUGACAAGGUCAACACAAUUUUGGUGGUCCAAGCACUGAGUGAGGUGGUCAGAAUCACGUAAUUGUCAUGCCUUGAGGUGCAGUAACCAAAACAUGUCAGGAUAGAGUUCAAUUUUAACCUGUUUAGAAGAUUAACUAUUAUGGAUUUCCUUCCAUGGUUACCUUUUAACAUCCGAUGAUGAUGUAGUAGAUGUGGAAACACUUGUAAAAAAUUUUUUAUUAGAGAUAUGUUUUUCCACUUGCGGUUUAGUGCUAAUUUUAGAUAUAUGUCAUGAUAGUUUGUUUCGUAGCGUUUUCUGUGUUUAAGUUAUAAUGUCUCCACAGAUAUGGAACGAAUCCGUCUUUCGUAGUCUGAGUCAGGUUGCUGGUUGAUUAUAACUAAUCAAUGCUAUCUAAAUACAAGGUAAAACUGAAUAAUUGCUGGCUGAUUAUUUCACUUGUCUUCCACUUUUGAGAUAUAUUAUGCAAUAUUUGCCCAUAAUGUGUUUUCAAUUUUGGCAUUGUCUUUGAACAUUCAUCAGCAAAUGUUUACACUUGUUACAAAGUGUGUUUCAACACUUUGGAUACAAAUCUGAACAUGAUCUAUAGAAAGUUUGGAAUGUUUUCUCAAUGUCGUUUAAUGAUUAUAAUCCCUCAUGCAACAAAUACAAGCCUAUUGUAUCACUGGUCAUAGGUAUUUCUCAUGUCGAUGUAUUAUUUAUUUCUUGAUGUUCAUGUUUUGACAAAUGUACCUUUUUCUCAAAUUUGAGCAAAUAAUAAUACCUGAUUUAUGGAGUAUUUUCAAAGCUAUUACCUUUGCAGUAACACCCACUAUCUCAUAUAGGUCUAAUUUAUGUUCUGUUUCAUUGAAGCUUAUUUGAGAGUUUGUAUGGUGUUGUUCACCUCUGAAGAGCAUGGAAAUGAAACCAUUAACUUUCAUUCUUUGCUCUUAUUUGACAAAAAAAACACAUUUGACAUGUUUGUUUCUUGUGGAAUGAAAGUUGUGUAUACCUGUUUGCAGUAUUACAGGCUAGUGAUAAUGUAUGGAGCACACUUUGGACAAAAGAGGGACAAGGCAAUACUGGAGUUCUAGUGCAGACAGUCCUAAACAUUUUCUUUGCCAAGUUAGCUGAAACUCACUUCAAGUUCUCUCAAACAGUUUGGUAAAUGAAUUAUUGAAAAUAUCUGUCACUACAUGCAUUUAACAGAUUAACAGAAAUCAUUUCUUGUACAUAUGCAAUGGGAUAAAAUGUGUGACAAGAUUUGUUUAUUGGUUUUCCCUUUAUGAAGCAUGAUUGUUUACUGGAUUUCUUUCAGAACACUGUGCAUAAUCAGUCAGUUAGUCAUGAAAAAAUAUUUAAUACACUUACUUAAAAGCAAAUUGUGUGAGUGGCAGGGAAGGACAUGCUUACCUUUAACACAAACACCUAGUGUCAUCACUGAUUUUCAGUGAUCCAUCCAUAUGAUUUUCACCGCUAUUUUGCCUUUUACUCCCUAUGAAAUCUGUUUCACCAGAUAAUUGAGACUUUAUUCUCCGGUGUUGAGGUUGUAUUAACAAAGGGGGAUAAUCUUUGUUGUGAAUUAUUUCCCUUUUCUUCAAAACUGCUGAUGCAAGUUACACCCUUUGUUUUUAUGGCUGAUUUGAUUAAGCUAUUUCCAAAUGCAACACGAAAUUGAUAGAUGUUUUUCUUUUCUUGUUUUUAAUUCAACCAAUCAAGACAAUAUGCAUCUAGAAUUUGAAAAAAAAUAUUGUUUUUAGUUGAAUUGUAAAUAGUUCCAAAUUGUGUGUUAUGUGUUUAGAAUUGCAUGGCUGAGUGUGUCCCGAUGGGAAGUUGUGAUGUUUUAUUGAUAUUUGUUGCUGUUUUGUGUUUAAGAUUAAAGAGAAAUUUUACAAAUAAUAUCAGUACAGGUGAUGAAAUACAUCCUGAAUAUGUAAAUUAUACAUGUAAAUUAUAUUAUGUAUUACUUUCAGCAUGAUAGAUGAUGUUUGUAGCUAUUUAUUCAAGCUGAUAUUGCAUGAUGACCCUUGAAACAAUCUAUAACCAUGUAUGUUAACAGCAAUAUAAUUCAUGUCUAAUUUGUAAUGUGUAAUUUAUGAAAAUGUUUUUAUGAACAUAUUUAUGAUUAGAACAGGAUUCUGUUUCAGUUUCAAGAGAUCUUUGAUGGAAUCAUAUUUCUGUCACCAUAUGCAUUUAUAAAGUUUGUUAAAGAUGAGACCAAAAUGCCUAGAAAUAGCUUUGGAAGAACCAUGGGGUACAUGAUUAAACUUGAUUCAUGUCCCUCUUGUGUACCAUCAAAACACCAAACAUAUUAUCUUGUGGUUAUGAAUCUUCAUGUGUAUUGUUAAUAUGAUGUUCAAAUGCACAAAUAACUUUUAUGACAGUUUUAAAUAGUUGUAGCAAUCCCCCUCCUGUAUAAAAAGAGACGUCACUAUGUUUUAUUGUUUGAAUGAGUGGCCAAUAAGUGUAUACAAGUGAUACUUCGCAAACUUGGAAUAAAAUCUAUACCUAA
This is a messenger RNA of Haliotis rufescens (red abalone), 8558 nucleotides long. Its product is annotated as egalitarian protein homolog. The record is from RefSeq and is a predicted model, not a curated record. The transcript has 2 exons. Lineage: Eukaryota; Metazoa; Mollusca; Gastropoda; Lepetellida; Haliotidae. The coding region runs from base 151 to 1905 and encodes 584 amino acids.